AUGGAGUGGCUGGAUAUUGUCAAAGACCUAAACGCUGGUACUAUCGGUGGUGUAGCAGGCAUUGCAGCUGGACAUCCACUAGACACUGUCAAAGUACAGUUACAGACCAGUCGUGAAGCGGGUGCAGGGGUUUUACAUACAUUGCAACGUGUCGUAAGCUCCGAAGGAACUGCAGGACUUUAUAGGGGUCUACUGUCCCCGAUUCUAAGCAAUGCACCAAUCAACGCUGUGGUGUUUGGUGUACAAGGACAAGUGGUACGCCAACUUCAAUCAAAUAAUGACAAAAAGUGCCUAUCUAGUAGUCAGCACUUUUUCGCGGGAUCGAGUGCAGGAUUCGUACAAGUGAUUUUUGCAGCACCAUCAGAACAUGUAAAAAUCCAGUUACAAACAGGAGCUAUAAGGAACGAAACCAAUUCAUUAGUUGCAGCUAAGACAAUUGUGAAACAGUAUGGAGCAAGGACGUUGUUUAAGGGAUGGCAAGUCUGUCUUUUAAGGGACGUACCGGCAUUUGGAGCAUACUUUUGUGGCUACGAAGCCACGAAACGAGCAUUGACAAAGGGACAGAAUGAAAAUGAGACGGAUCUGAAGUUAAUGAUGGCGGGAGGCAUUGCAGGGAUGUUUUCGUGGAUUGUGAGCAUGCCACAAGAUGUGGUUAAAAGCUGCGUGCAGAGUCAGAGUCUUGACGGUAAACAGUUGAGUAUGAUGGAGAUGGCCAGGACCAGGAUGCAACAGGAAGGACCAAGAUUCUUCUUCAAAGGCUUCAGUGCUACUAUGCUUCGAGCUUUCCCUGUUAGUGCAGUGACGUUCCUUGUCUAUGAGAAGACUAUGCAGUUCAUGUCCUGA
This is a messenger RNA of Peronospora farinosa, 843 nucleotides long. NCBI's taxonomy places the organism in Eukaryota, Oomycota, Peronosporomycetes, Peronosporales, Peronosporaceae. The record is from the annotation of a GenBank genome assembly.